UGAGUUUUAAUCUCGUUCCAAAAGGGUGAAUAAAGUGAGAAAGACAAUUUAUCGAUGUACAUAUAUGUAUCUAUAUUUACAUGCAUUGUCUUCGUUAAAUAAGAUGUCAACCGUAUCUCAUUACAAAGGUUAAAGUACAAACAAGUGGUGGAAGAGUCUGUAUCAGGUGGCUUACAUUCAACGCACACCACCACACACCCUCUCUCGCGCACGUACAUAUACAUAUAUAAACAAGCGGUCGGUCGCAACUGCAGUCGUUUAGAAAGCUUACUUUAAGAAUAAUUGGUUCUGUAGAAGGGGAAAGAAAAAAAAAGAAAAAGAAUUUGUUUAUAACCAUGUCGUCGUCCGAAGGUAGAACCGUUGUUAUUGGAAUGGAUGGUAGCGAAUAUUCGGAAUAUGCAUUCAACUGGUACAUGGAACAAGUCUACAGACAAAAUGACCAUAUCAUUUUGGUUUACUGCCCAGAGUUUCAGUCCAUUACACAUUCUCCCUAUGUUAUGGCUGAUGUGACUAUCUUGGUCGACAUGAUGAAAGAGGAAGAGAAACAAGUUAAAGCACAGUUAGAAAAAUUUGGUGAAAUGCUUAAAAAUGCAGGAGUUGGUGGCAAAGUGAAAAGCAUAAAUGGACGUCCUGGAGAAGUAAUUGUAAAUGUUGCUAAAGAAGACAAUGCUUCUCUAAUCGUCACUGGCACAAGAGGAAUGGGUACUAUAAGGCGUACUCUGGUUGGCAGUAUUAGUGACUAUGUUAUCCAUCAUUCCCCUGUUCCUGUAUUGGUUUGCAGAUCAAAAGAUCAUCAUGGCAAAGAGCACCAUGGGAAAGAACAUCAUUAGCACCUCGAUCCACCUGGAAAAUAAUUUAUAUGUACUAAUUAGAUUUUUCAUUAUAAACUAAUUAGAUUAUAUACAUAUACAUAUCUGGUGUAUAUAUAUAUAUAUAUUUAGGUAUGUGUUUGUGUAUGUAUGUGUAUACAUACAUACAUGUAUGCAUGUGUUUGUGUAUAUUAAUAUGUAUCUAUGUGUGUGUAUAUAUAUACAUAUGUAUGUAUGCAUGUACAUACUAAUUAGUUUUAGUGCCAGUUGCUGAUUAAAACAGCAAAAUUAAUGAUAUAAUGGAAUAAAAUUUUUGAUAUAUUGCUUA
Messenger RNA from Octopus bimaculoides (California two-spot octopus), 1137 nucleotides. RefSeq lists its product as uncharacterized. The record is from RefSeq and is a predicted model, not a curated record. NCBI's taxonomy places the organism in Eukaryota, Metazoa, Mollusca, Cephalopoda, Octopoda, Octopodidae.